UCUCUCUCUCUUCACAACAGUUAGCAGGUGAUGGGCAGUGUGAGAAAGAAAGGGAGGGGAAUGACAGGAAGCCACAGCAGAUGCUUGUGGCAGUGUUAUCUGUAGCCAUGGUGAUGCUGACAGGUCACCUGAUGUAUGGGCUGCCUAUGGACGGAAAAAGGAGAAAUCCGAGGGCCCUUUCAGAUGAGCUGUGUGAUCCAGGAUAUCACAAGUCACACGGUAUGUGUGUUCAAUGCAAAGAGGGUUUCUACACCAGUGAGAAAAACAGAGAGGAAACUUGCCUCCGCUGCUUCCAGAACUGCAUACCUGAAUUCAACAUGGAGGUGGAGAAGGAUUGCACAAGCACAUCAAAUCUAGUGUGUCGCUGUCGAGAGGGUUACGUUUGUUUGACCGAUCCACACACACGCCUAUGUGACAGCUGUGUUCCUGUCUCCACCACAAUCCCAUCCUCCACCUCUCCUGAUGUCCCAUCAUCCACUACAUCCACCACUUCAUCUACUAAGAUUAAACUGGGUGACAGUAGUCUUGUGAUGUGGAUUUUAUGUGGAUUAAGUUUUCUAAUUUUAUCCGUUAUCAUCCUCAUGCUGUUCCUCCGGCUCUGCAGGAAGAAGGAGAAGGAAUGUUUUAAACAUUUUGUCAGGCAGUGCUCGUUGGGUAAUAUGGAGGUGGACAGUGAGACUGCACCUCCUACUAGCCAACCAGAUGAGAAGCCCCAUGCCCAGGAUAUGCUGUCACAGGGCAGCACACCCACCAAUCACAGCACAGACUGCUCGUUUCAUCAGCCAAUCAGCUCAGAGCAGACUGUGCCUCCAGCUGGCAAUUUAGGCCCUCUUCACAUCUACGGUCCCAAGACAGUUUUUGUUAGUUUGCUCAAUCAGUUUGGACUGGAUGGUGGCGAGAAAAAAGCACACAAACUCCAAGAAGAAUCGCUAAACAAUAUCAACGUGCCCUACCCUCAGUCUCCCCCCGUCCAUCUGUCUGAGGAGGAAAGGAGCAGAGAGAACGAUUUCAUCUUCUUCCCAUCUCAGGAGCAAGGGAAAGAGUGCCACAUAUCUAAAGAAGAGGUGCUGUGAAGGAUAACGGAUUACUUGUACCCAUCUUCUUCCGUACUGUUCGACUGCUGUGUGGUUUGUUUUAGCUGAUGCUUCAUGAGUACCCAGUAAAACUCUAACCCUGGCAGGGGAUUUCAUCUAGAGAGCAACAGGCUGCUUUAGGGGAAGGCCUGGGUGUGUGACUAACAGUAUGGACAACAUACUUGUUGUGUAUGAGCUUGACAGUUCAUGCCAGCUUUGCAAUAUCACCCAUAAAGUACGUUUAUGCGUAACCACUGAUUCUAAACCAUCAGAACGGCAGUGGGAUGCCGAUGUUGACUGUAGGAAGAGUCGAUACCAAAGGCUUUUACGUCUUACGAUGGCUAAAUGACUCUCAGGAAGUGUUUGAAAGCAAAGAGCAGCUCUAAAACACUCAGAAGACCAAAGAUUCACAUAUAUUGCGAUAUUUAUUUUAUGUAAAUUUAUUGAAGUCAUUGUAACUGCAAUGUGUCCCAUAAUUUCCUAUCUAUCUAUCUAUCUAUCUAGGGCAUUUUGAGUCUUGACAUUAGUGAAUAUAAAACAUUUAUAUUUAUUUAUACUCAUUAUUAAUUCUAUUACAAAUGUUAAAGACACAAAAACAGUUUUUUGUUCUCACGCAGUUUAUCAGUGUUCAAUCACGUUAAGUCCCUGGUUAAUGUUGUCAGUGUUCUUCCUCUUUUCUUUGGUUUUUAUGCAGCAGACAUGAUGGAUUGUGCCAUCAAAGAAAACCCUGACAUUUUGAUGGUGGUCUGGAAAUGUCAACAUUGCUUCUUCAUUUAGAAGUCAAUAAGCACAGCACAGGAACACUCAGUAGCUGUUGUGUCAUCAUAUAUUAUGUUUUAUAUUCGCUGUAAUACACAUUUUUAAACUUGAUAUUAAUCGUAAAGUGCAAUAGAAUCAAUAAAGAUUUAUUUUUUGA
Messenger RNA from Cyprinus carpio (common carp), 1989 nucleotides. Its product is annotated as tumor necrosis factor receptor superfamily member 10B-like. The coding region runs from base 81 to 1073 and encodes 330 amino acids. Gene Ontology annotation, molecular function: protein binding; tumor necrosis factor receptor activity. Lineage: Eukaryota; Metazoa; Chordata; Actinopteri; Cypriniformes; Cyprinidae. The transcript has 9 exons. Gene Ontology annotation, cellular component: external side of plasma membrane; CD95 death-inducing signaling complex; membrane raft. The record is from RefSeq and is a predicted model, not a curated record. Gene Ontology annotation, biological process: extrinsic apoptotic signaling pathway in absence of ligand; activation-induced cell death of T cells; necroptotic signaling pathway.